UUUCUAUUUAGUUUGUCGGUUACUGUGGUAACGGAUUGAGUCCGGAAGUGGCCCUGAGAAACAGAAACAUCUUUAGAACAAACAUGGCUGUGCAAAGCUGGAUUGAUAUCCUACAAUCCUCAAAGAAAACAGCGUUGAUACACGAUGGAAAAAGGAAGAUCCAUUACCUUUUUACAGACGGAAGAGAAAUGGCAGAAGAGUAUGACUUGAAAACAGAUGAGCUCAUUGUACGAAAGUGGCGUCAUAAAAGCACACUUGGAGCUCAUGGAGAAUGGCAGGUAGAAGUUGGGGAGCCACUUGCAGGAACUGUCACUUCUUUGGAUUCGGAGAUGAUCAAGGAGAACUGCUCCAAUCCUGUGUUCAUGCGUAAAGACACAAAGACCAGCUUUCAGUGGAGAAUCCGCAACCUCCCCUACCCCAAAGAUGUCUUCAGUGUUUCUGUGGAACCGUCUGAAAGAUGCAUCAUCAUAAAAACCUCAAACAAAAAGUAUUAUAAGAAGUUCAGUAUUGUUGAUUUAGAUCGCAGUCAGCUGCCAUUGGACAGCUCCGCUCUCACCUUCACUCACACCAACAACACUUUGAUUGUCAAUUACAAGAAACCCAAGGAGAUCUUAACCCUUGAACAGGAGCUGCUGAAGGAGCUGAAGAAACUGAAGGGGACCGGUGAAGGAGAUGUCGACUGUAAAACUCAGUGAAUUCUGACUGUGGGAGCAAGAGGAUUAUUCUGCGUUGCAUUUAAAGAAGUCAAAUGUGAGCGUUUAAUUUUUCUUUAGUGGAUCCCUUCAUUGCAAAAAGCACAGUGCCUUCCCAAUGCUUCUAUUUGUGUUUAGUAACUGGGGUCAAUUUACUAGAGUUGUUAGUGUUGAAAUUUGUCCUGUCAUUUAUAUUUGAUACAGAAAUAUUCAUUAAAUAUAUUGUUUUGCAGUCUCA
This is a messenger RNA of Morone saxatilis (striped sea-bass), 930 nucleotides long. RefSeq names its product deleted in primary ciliary dyskinesia homolog (mouse) (gene dpcd). NCBI's taxonomy places the organism in Eukaryota, Metazoa, Chordata, Actinopteri, Moronidae. The transcript is spliced from 6 exons. The coding region runs from base 84 to 695 and encodes 203 amino acids. The record is from RefSeq and is a predicted model, not a curated record.